GAACUACAGCUCCCACAGUGCCCCGCGGUUCCACCGGAUGUUGAUCCAAAAGAAACAAAGAUGGCGGAGGCGGCCGGUGGCGAAGGCGCUUUGGCCGUUUCCAGCCUUUGCCGCGCUCCGGAGUAUGAACUGGCUGGCGUGAACUCGAAGGUUUUCCACGUCGGCUCUUUCGGCAGCCUGUGGCGGAAGCAGCUGGAUAAAGCGUACCAGGGGUUGGAGGAGGAGAGCGAGGAGGCGGUGGUCGGGCAGCAACUGGUAACGCAGUUGGGUCUCCCUUCGGACAUGGUGGAGGAGCUGCAGCUGGUGUGCGGUGUUGAUACAUUGAAAUGCACUGAACAGGACACCAGUACAGAUGUCAUCCCUGAAGAUACAGACCUCGUCACAUUACAAAUACGAAGAAAAGUUAUUAAAAAGAGAAAAGAGCGUUUGACACAUGAUCGUGCCUGUAGGCAAGAAAUUUAUGCACAUGAAUAUGAAAUGCAAACAGUAGGAAGAAAGCCCGGUAAUCCAGAAGAUUCCAUUGCAGCCGGAGAAGUAAUUCUAACUGUUAAUGUCUACUCCCCUAUUAUAUUUGUUAAGCACAGGGAGAACAAACCCCACCACACCCUACUUGUGUUGGGUAGUCAGAGAUUAACUGAGCUAAGAGAUGCCAUCUCUUGUGUCAGUGACCUUCAGAUUGGUGGAGAAUUCAGCAAUACUCCAGACUUGGCUCCAGAACAUAUUAGCAAGGACUUGUACAAGUCAGCCUUUUUCUACUUUGAAGGAACUUUCUAUAACGACAUGAGAUAUUCUGAGUGCAGAGAUUUGAGCAGGACCAUUAUUGAAUGGGCAGAGUCCCAUGACCGAGGCUGUGGGAAAUUUCGAACAGCUAAAAUGGAGGACUAUACAUUCAAUGAUAUGUGCAUUAAGGUUGGCUAUCCUUACUUGUAUUGUCACCAGGGCGACUGCGAACAUCUCAUCAUAAUCACAGAUGUCAGAAUUGUCCAUCAUGAUGAUUGCUUAGAUAAAACCCUGUACCCAUGUGUGAUCAAAAAGCACUGGAUGUGGACCCGGAAGUGUUCUGUUUGCAAAUUAUACAUAGUUCGGUGGGUGACCAACAAUGAUAAUUUUGCCCCUGAGGACCCAGCCUUCUUCUGUGACACGUGUUUCAGGAUGCUUCACUAUGAUGCUGAUGGCAAUAAAUUGGGAGAAUUUCUUGCAUAUCCCUAUGUUGAUCCGGGAAUAUUUAAUUAAAUGCUAUGUCAAAGUAGCCUGGUUGACUACUAAUAUUUUCUUGAGGUUUAACUGAAAUUGGUGGAAAAUUUGAACUGGACUUGCACAAUUGUGUAUGGCACCAACAUUUUAACAAGGCUUACAUACUUAGAUAUUCUCAAGAAUAAUUGUGUGCAAGCAUCCACUUCCAUACUGUCAAAGUUGCUUUAAAAUCUGUUGAAUUAAAUUUCAAGGUAUCUUGUUUUAAACAAUAAGCUGAACAGAUUCAUGACGUUGACCAACAAAGAUGGUAGCUUAUGGAACAAUGCUGGAGUUAUACCCUUUUGGUGAUUUCAUAUGUUAGUUACACUCUGAUUCAUUGUCACUCAUUCUUCUAAAGGAUUUUGUUCUAUUCUCAAGGUUGUCUAUUGUGGAAAUUAACGGGUUAGACACGUCUGUAUUUCUGAAAUUUGGAUUCAAACCUAACACAGAAUUAUAUGAAUGGAAGUCGCUGCUUGCUGGCUGUAAAGGGGCUUAUUUGAGAUGAAUUUUGGGGAGUCUUUGUUCUGUUUCUGGCAAAUAGUGUCCGUUGGUGUAAAAUCUCAAUUUGGCACCACUUGCUAAACUUAAUUAGAGAUUAAAAGAUAAUUGUUAUACUGAUAGUGUUGGAUGUCCCUCUCUGAAGGUGGUGUACUGUGUUGAUGCAAAAAGUUCCAUCUCUAACCUCAAUCACCAAAUUUUAAAAUGUUUUGUAAUAUGUUAAUUUAAAUGUUUUUCUCUCUCUCUCUCAAGGAAUUGUGACCCUUUAUUAUUGACAAAGUAAUCCAAUAGAUACAAUUUAAAACUUUAUGUUCAUCACUGAAGUAAAAUAACUUUGUACAUAGCUAAGUCUUCUGCUAUUUUCACACACCCCAAUGGGCAGAUUGCAUAAUUCUGUGAAAUAACAUUUAUUGAUGAAUGAUUUGCCUGUCAUGGUUAUUGUAUUUGCAGUGUGUUUUCUUCCUCAUGUUAAUGGUGAAGGUAGAUACUCUAUUAUUGGCCUUUUGGGGGCAGAAUAUUUAGAUUACUUAGCUAUGUUUUCCUACUUUCAUGAAGGAAUUUUUUUGGGUAGCAGGGUGGUGGUUGGAGGCAGGCUUUUACCAAAUUGUAUUUGAAGAAAGCCCUAGACACUAUCUUCCCACCAUGUUCCCAGUUUAAGCUUGAAAAAUUCUCAACCCCUGUUUGAGAAUUGACAGUUGUGGUGGAGGAGAGAGGAGACCUGAGAACAAGAGGGGUGGGGAUCCUUUGUAAAUGGGGGCUUCUCUGUAAGAACAACUGUGUCUGUCACUAACUCAAGUCAGACUUCCGUGGUGGUUAUACCUGCAUUGGAGCUUGUGACCCAACUUAGGGGUCCCCACUCACACCUUAGGAAGCCCUGUUAUAGGGGCUAGAUAUUGAGGUGCCUGGAGUGAUAUUAUAUUGCACAACUGGACUGAUUAGUCCUGAUGAUAUGUUUACAACUUGUUUUUCUGUCAUUGCUUUGCCUUCUUGUUUAUUUCAUUUAUGUAAACCUGAACUCUUGACGUGUAUAAAUUGUGAAUCUAGUGACAUUAUUUCCAAUUUUUAUUUCUACAAAUAAAGUGGAUUUUGAAGUUGUUUAUUUUAA
Messenger RNA from Rhincodon typus (whale shark), 2836 nucleotides. RefSeq names its product small nuclear RNA activating complex, polypeptide 3 (gene snapc3). Gene Ontology annotation, cellular component: snRNA-activating protein complex. Gene Ontology annotation, molecular function: RNA polymerase III type 3 promoter sequence-specific DNA binding; RNA polymerase II cis-regulatory region sequence-specific DNA binding; core promoter sequence-specific DNA binding. The coding region runs from base 61 to 1233 and encodes 390 amino acids. The transcript is spliced from 9 exons. Gene Ontology annotation, biological process: snRNA transcription by RNA polymerase III; snRNA transcription by RNA polymerase II. The record is from RefSeq and is a predicted model, not a curated record. NCBI's taxonomy places the organism in Eukaryota, Metazoa, Chordata, Chondrichthyes, Orectolobiformes, Rhincodontidae.